Molecule: messenger RNA, 1220 nt
Organism: Aspergillus novofumigatus IBT 16806
Lineage: Eukaryota; Fungi; Ascomycota; Eurotiomycetes; Eurotiales; Aspergillaceae
Exons: 1
Coding region: 164-1015 (283 amino acids)
Source: RefSeq, a predicted model, not a curated record
AAGUUUGAACUUGAUCUCAAGGUUAGUCGUCCAAUCUCUGCCGAUUGGUCUUCUCGAAGAUGCUCUCAUCGCGGUGCUGAUAGCGUCUCUCUAAUUACUUGAUUCUCCUUACAGGAGCUCCCAGCUAACGUGAUGUGAUUGUUUUCAGUCUAUGGGCACUACUAUGAUUCCCAGGUCAUUUGCCUUUCGGGCAUUCGCACAACAAUUUCCUACAACACCAAUAUUACUAGGCUCGCGGUCGUUACCGACAUGGAGAUAUUUCUCUUCAUGUGCCCCUCGGGCCAAGGCUGUUGUCAAGCCCACGGCACCCCGUAAUCCUUCAAAACCUUUGCAAGAAACGCUCAAAUUUGCGGGGAGGAGACCAGAGGGAUUCGGUAAACUAGAAAGAAAGGUUGCGAAAGAGGGCGACUUACUUCUUUUUAAAGCACCAUCACAUCGCUUCUAUGUGUUGGGUGCUUACGGUAUCGCAACAUUCUGCUUGGCCUACUCCGUCUACAACUCGACCAUCGUGUUCGGAGACCCAAUUGUAGCUCUGCCGACGUGGCAGAAGAGUCUAUUUGGUGGCAUUUGUGUCAUGAUGAGUGUCAUGGGAACAGUCUUCAUUGUCAAGACUGCGCGGUUGAUCAAGGCCGUCAAUGCCAUUCACUUGAAUGGCAAGACAUACCUUCGCUUCACUGUUCGAAGCAUGAUUCCUUUCCGAAAGCCAUACCAGUUUGAUGCCCUACCUCGCCAAAUAGCCUUCUCUCGGCGUCUGGUCGUCUCCCCUGAAUCGCUCAACCCACAGACGACUCCAAACGCUCAACCGGCUAAGGUGAGCAUCUACAGAGCGCCUUUGACGAAGAUGAGUCAGGUCUUCUGGAAGGGUUUCCGGUCUGUCCGACAGCUCUUUACACAGGAGGAUAUCAUCCUCUUGGAAGUCGAGGGUCAAAAGGGUGUUUUCCGAAUGGAUUCGGCCGGGUACAUCUCCGAGGAUUUUCUGGUGAUUGGGAACCCGGUGAGCAUCAGAAGCUAUUAGCAUAUUUCCCGCGUGACGCGGAAAGGCGUUCUCAGAGUUAUCUUUCUUCUCAAACGUUGUAACUACAAAGCUUCUCACUUUCUGCUUUCAAGCCUUGGAUACCGCGUCGAGGUGCUUCCUUGGCCUUCUGUCAUCACGAAUGUUUGCGCCAAAGAUCCUAUGUACAUAGAUGUAAAUUAGAUUUCAAAGGAGAUGUUAAAUGAGG